CUUUCACACAAUGACUUCCCUGCAAGCUCCCGCUAACCGAAAAAAUUUCCAUGUUGCCAUCAUCUGCGCUCGGUCUAGGGAAGCCAAUGCAGUCAUGUUACUCUUUGAUCAGUUUUGGGACGGGGAGCGAGAUCAAUACGGCCGAGCCGAUGGAGACGAAAACCACUACAUCACCGGUUGCAUUGGAGGCCAAAACGUUGUUUUGGCUGUUCUCCCAGAUAUGGGCGCCAAUAAUGCAGCGGCGGCAACUGCCAGCUUACGAUCAAGCUACACCAGUCUCAGGCUUGCUCUCCUCGUCGGUAUCUGUGGAGGAGUCCCUCGCAUUGAACGCUUGAACUUGAAUGUAUAUCUGGGCGACGUCGUUGUGAGUAAGAGCAUUAUUCAGUAUGACUAUGGCAGGCAGUAUGCAGGACACUUUGCUAUUAAGAAUACUGUCGAAAAUAGCCUUGGAAAGACUAAUAAAGAUAUCCAAAGUCUCCUUGCAGUCUUGAGAACGGAGGAAAUGGGGGAAAGGCUUCAGAAUGAAACUUUAAAGCACUUACAGCAUCUGCAGGAGGAGGCUAUAAGGAAGCGACACCGGGCCGAUUAUCGCUAUCCCGGAGCAAUCAAAGACAACCUAUAUUCUCAGAAACACGUUCACCAACACAGAAUCGCGUGUGACUUGUGUGCGGCGAAUAAAUUUUGCAAGUCGGCUUCCGAGGCGUCGUGUGUCGAGGCUGGGUGCAGUUCGACCGAAAUCGUUGCGAGAGAUGUUGUGGGAGAUCGUGUUGUCAAGAAUGGCAGCUUCAGCCCCGAGAUCCAUAUUGGCAAAGUAGGGUCGGGCAAUACUAUCAUGAAGAGCGGCAGUGACCGUGAUCAAAUCGCCGCCAGGCAUAACAUCAUUGCAUUCGAGACGGAAGGCGCCGGAGCCUGGGACGAAGUUCCGUGUAUCGUCAUAAAGGGCAUCUCGAACUAUGCAGAUAGCCAUAAAAAUAAAGACUGGCGAGACUUUGCGGCAGCUACUGCUGCGUCGGUGGCAAAGGCGAUUUUGGGAAGAUACAUAAUUCGCGACGGAGAACGUGUCUCAACCCAAAAUCAACAAAGCCAGAUAAGGGGACAGGAUAUGUCAUCCAACUCCUUUGAAAAUGGGACUUGGAUCAACCAGGGUAAGGUGGGGGGAUAUUUAAGGGGUCUACGGAAUCCAGAUUUCACUAGCGUCUAUGGUGCGACAUCGGUAGAUGUGUGCUACAGGUGCGAUAUACCGGGUCAUGGAUACAAACGCUGUUAUGCGUCAGACGAGACCGUUCGCCGAGGACGAGAAGCUAGGGCUGAGGAAGGACGCUGCCAGUACUGCGGGCAAUUCGGCCACCAGCAACCUAACUGUUGGCAACGAAAGUAUUAACAGCCAGCUCUGAUGCUACAGGAUCAGGGAUUAUUUCACGAAGCCUUACAGCUAUGUAUGUGUUGAGGGAAGGCAGUGUGUUUAAGCGCUCCGACACCAACGACCUGUUAUAAUUGCAGAUAACAGGGUAGUGAAACCAUGGUCGUUAAAUACGGCCUUGCAUAUGCUUUAGCAUAAAAAUUAAGAAAACACGCC
This is a messenger RNA of Trichoderma harzianum CBS 226.95, 1576 nucleotides long. RefSeq lists its product as hypothetical. Bases 11 to 1381 code for a protein of 456 amino acids. Gene Ontology annotation, biological process: nucleoside metabolic process. The transcript is spliced from 3 exons. The record is from RefSeq and is a predicted model, not a curated record. Gene Ontology annotation, molecular function: zinc ion binding; catalytic activity; nucleic acid binding. NCBI's taxonomy places the organism in Eukaryota, Fungi, Ascomycota, Sordariomycetes, Hypocreales, Hypocreaceae.